Apis cerana (Asiatic honeybee) is the source of this 581-nucleotide messenger RNA. RefSeq names its product peptidyl-tRNA hydrolase 2, mitochondrial. The record is from RefSeq and is a predicted model, not a curated record. NCBI's taxonomy places the organism in Eukaryota, Metazoa, Arthropoda, Insecta, Hymenoptera, Apidae. Gene Ontology annotation, cellular component: cytosol. Gene Ontology annotation, molecular function: peptidyl-tRNA hydrolase activity.
AUGUCAAUAAUGCAUUAUAUAAAAUGUAUGUUUAUUAAUCCUAUUAUAUAUUCAAAAAAUGAACAAUAUAAAAUGGUAAUAGUUGUCCGAUCAGAUAUAUUUAUGGGAAAGGGAAAAACUGCAGCUCAAUGUGCUCAUGCAGCAGUAGAAUGUUGUCAUCAAGUAUCACUUAAUGCAAACUAUCAACAAAUAUAUAAAUCUUGGUUAUUACAAGGCCAAUCUAAAAUUGUGUUAAAAAUUUCUAGUGAAGAAGAAUUAUUAUCAUUAGCUAAAAAUGCUCGUAAAGCUGGUUUAAUUACUUCUAUAAUAAAAGAUGCAGGUAAAACUCAAUUGCAACCUGGAACAAUAUCUACAUUAGGGAUUGGACCAGGUCCAAAACAAUUAAUAAAUAACCUUACUUUGAACUUAAAAUUAUUGUAGUAGUAUGAAAGUAUUAGUAUGUAAUAGUAGUAUGAAAAUAUAAAAGUAGAAGAAAAUAAUAGUAAGAAAGAAAAUAAUCAUAAUAAUAAAUUUUAAUGAAAUUUUAAUAAAAAGAACUAUUUGUGAAUAAUAUAUAAAUAAAUAAUUAAAUAAUUAAUAAA